AUGGCCAGGAAUGUCCGGAGAGCCGUGACUUCUGAACGGUCCCGUGUGGACGACAGGCAGCGCCACUUAUUCCUACAGAAGCCACCGCAGCAUCGCAUGGUGUUCGAAGACUGGCAAAGGCAUGGGAUCCUGCUGCCGUUUAGUCACGAUCGUGAGAUCUUCACCGUCCCGAAUCCUACCAUCUUCCAGAAGCCGUCCUGGCCAAUGAUCGCCUCCGAUAAUCCAGUUGACGGCUGGCUGCUCUCAGACGUCCUGCAAGGCAACAGCGGCUCUGCUCGCAACGACUUUCAAGGAAUGUUGUAUCACCUCAUCCGUAACCAACUCACACUCUUCCAUCCUCGGCUGCGACACCACGCAUGUCACUUUCAGCUAUACUCCAUCGAUGAUGCUGCUGAGCUUUCAGAGCCCAUCAAGCCUUUGUUCAGCUUCGAUCGUAUCGAGGUUGCCAACAUGUCGGGUGUCCGCAAGCUUGGUCCAGAUCAGACCGUCCACCUAAUGACUCCGCUUCUGCGUGCACCUCAAGAGAAUCCACAUGCUACGCUCAUCACACUCUUCUUGACCGCAGUCACCGAGACCUAUAAGAUGACCGCAAAGGCCACAGGCGACAAGGAUGAGCUGCGGCGCAUGUUCGCGUACGACGGGAAGCCGCCAAGCACGCCAACGUUCCGGUUCGAUGCUCGCCUUUUGGCGCUGCUGAAUGCUGUUGGAAUUGUUAGGGACGGAGAUGAGUACUUCAACCGGUACAUGGAACUGCUCGACUUCGAGGAGAUUGAAGAGCAGUGCGGAGUGGCGAUGAAGGAGCCUCAUACGAUCAUCGAAAAGUGGCCGCUCCGCAUCAAACUGCGACCGGGACAGACGGGGGCGAAGGAGGAGUUCGAGCGGCUGCUUGCUUCGGGCCAGAUGGGCAUGCAGCGGUACGUGGAGUGGCAGCGGACAGAGUGA
Saxophila tyrrhenica is the source of this 942-nucleotide messenger RNA. RefSeq lists its product as uncharacterized. NCBI's taxonomy places the organism in Eukaryota, Fungi, Ascomycota, Dothideomycetes, Mycosphaerellales, Extremaceae. The coding region runs from base 1 to 942 and encodes 313 amino acids. The record is from RefSeq and is a predicted model, not a curated record. The transcript is spliced from 4 exons.